AGUACAGAAUCUACACCAAAAGCGUUAAGCAGCAUCCUGUUGCGGUGUAUAAAAGCGGGAAAACGAAAAAUUAACAAAAAUAACAGAAAAAAUAUUCUUUAAAAUUUUGUGAAAACACAAAAAUUUUGAAAAAAGUGCAUUUGAUUGAAAGAAAAUGGAGUUCAAAGUUCUCAAAAGCUUAUUAGUACUAACAACACUAAUAGCUGUUUUGGCGCCCGUCAUUGAUGCCGCCAAGAUACUAGCGGUUUAUGUAUAUCCGGGCAAAAGUCACUUUAUGAUGCAUCGCGUGCUGAUAAGCGAGUUGGUGAAGCACGGACAUGAGGUAACCAUGAUAACGGCUUACACGCUAGCGCCACUCAGUCUGGGCAGCAAUUAUACAGAGAUACUCAUUGAACCGGUGUACGAUUAUCGAAAGGAUGCGACUGUUGACACCGGCAGCAAUACAAUAUUCGAUAUGUCAAAUAAUGACAUAACGGACUUUAUGAAUAUGAUGAAGGCGAUUUGCAUGGGCAGCACCGAACAUGCGCUCAAACAGCCGAAAGUGCAAGCCAUCAUUAAUGCGGAACGAACACAGGGUGUCUACGAUCUGCUGUUGGUCGAGCAAUUCUAUCAGGAUGCCUUCCUCGCUUUGGCGCAUAUUUAUAAUGUGCCGGUGGUGAGUACUGCCACUUUCGCCAAGGAGCAUUAUAUGAGCCAAAUGUUUGGUGUUGUGACGCCGUGGUCUCAUGUGCCGCACGGUUCACUGCCACUCACGGAUCGCAUGAGCUUUUGGCAGCGCGUGCAGAAUGCAUACAAUAUACUACAAACGGAUUACAGUCGAGAGUUUCAAUACUUUCCGAUGGUGGAUGCGUUGAUUGCGAAGUAUUUUGGACACUUGCCAAUUAAAUUCCCGAGCGCUUCCGCGAUGGAUAAGAAUCUCUCCGCCAUACUGAUCAACAACUAUACACCGUUAUCAACCGCGGGUCCAACCAUGGAUAAUAUGGUCAAUGUUGGUGGCAUGCACAUCUAUCCACCGAAAGCACUUCCCUCAGAGCUGCAAAACUUUUUAGACGGCGCUGAGCACGGCGCCAUCUACUUCAGCUUGGGCAGUCAAGUGGAGAGCAAGGAUAUGCCAGCAGAGAAGUUGCGGCUCUUCCUCGAUGUAUUUUGCAAUCUAAAACAGCGUGUGCUGUGGAAGUUCGAAAAUGAAAGCAUCAUCAACCUGCCACCGAAUGUUAUGGUGAAAAAGUGGAUGCCACAAAGUGAUAUACUGGCACACCCUAAUGUGCGCGUAUUCAUCACACAUGGCGGUCAACUGGGCACACAGGAGGGUGUGCACUACGCGGUGCCCAUGCUGGGCAUGCCUUUCUACUGUGAUCAGCACCUCAAUUUGAAGAAAGCGGAGCUCGGUGGCUACGCUGUAACGCUGGACUUCUACAAGCUCACACGUGAAUCUCUGAAGGAAGGGCUGCAACAACUGCUCUACAACAAUACAUACCGUGAUAAUAUUAGAAGCAUAUCAAACAUCUUCCACGAUCGUCCGAUGGGCGCACGUGAGACGGCGCUCUACUGGAUCGAUUAUGUCAUACGUCACAAGGGCGCACGUCACUUGCGCGCUGCUGGUCUUGACUUGAAGUGGUACCAAUUCUAUUUAGUGGAUGUGGUGGCACUGUGUUUGACUGCUAUAUUAUCAACGCUGGGCAUUGCUUUUUUGUUGGUGCGUUGGCUUCUAAGGAGUCUUGAUAGUAAGCCACAAAAACAAAAGCUUCUUUAAAAUUUAUUUGUAGUAAGAAUUCGUGUUUAAGUAUAAUAAAUAUUUAUAAUUUAAGACAAAAAAAUAGUAAAAAUAUUUAGAUAUAUUUCUUGUAAGCAAUAAGUAUUUUGUAUUGAAAUUAAAUUAAGAAAAUUGCGUAAAUAACUAUUAAAAUAAGUUAGAAUAUUUUUUUAUAAAAUAAAUUAAAUUUUUUUAUAUAAUAUUGUAUAUUUUUUUAAUUUUGUAUUUGUAUGCUACUUAGUUUAAUACGCACAUCAACAAGCGCCCAUUUUAUUUGUUAGAUCGUUAGCCUAAAAGUAUGCAAUACAUUUUUAGUGAUCUUAGUUAGAAUGUGAGUUGUGAGUAUGUAGUGGUAAGCAUACUAAGAAUGUUGGACUUGGAUGAGGGUAUUCACAAUUUGUGCAAAUAUUUUUGUCUUAAAAAAGGAAUCUUAGUCACAUGAUCAUU
Zeugodacus cucurbitae (melon fly) is the source of this 2200-nucleotide messenger RNA. Its product is annotated as UDP-glucosyltransferase 2. Gene Ontology annotation, molecular function: UDP-glycosyltransferase activity. Bases 155 to 1753 code for a protein of 532 amino acids. NCBI's taxonomy places the organism in Eukaryota, Metazoa, Arthropoda, Insecta, Diptera, Tephritidae. The transcript has 6 exons. The record is from RefSeq and is a predicted model, not a curated record.